CAGGUCUCGGGUUUUGGCGCGAAAUUCACUCAUCCGCUAAGUACAGUUUUGGCGUUGUAGCUAAUCCAACAGUGAUCACAAAGCAUUUAGUGGACGUAAAAAAUCGGCAUGAACAGUUUUUACCACAAUUUACCGAAAAUUGAGUUGCAUGCCCACCUUUCUGGGAGUAUUAGUUCGGCGUUUUUGAAGCGUGAAUCAAUUACCAACCGUGAUGUUCAGAACAUUAAUCCAAGUUUUGAUUUUGAAACAUGGAACGGGGAUAUGAAUAGGUGUUUUGAUGCUUUCCGAACAAUCCACAAAUUAAUUGAAACACCAGAGAUUUUGGAGAGAGCUACAACUUCCGUUAUUGAAGAAUUUCAUCAAGAAAACGUCAUUCUUUUGGAAUUGAGGACUACGUUACGACCAAUUCCAACUCAUCGUUCUUAUUUGAAUGCGGUAAUCAGAGGAAUACAGAAUGCACCGAGUGUACUUGAUAAUAAAAUAUAUGUGACAUUAAUACUAUCUAUAGACAGGUCUAAAAGUCUUGAUGAAGCGUUACUCACUUUAGAGUUAGCAAAGGAAUACUAUUCUAAUGGAUUGGUAUCAGGCAUUGAUCUCAGCGGGAAUCCACUAGUAGGAAAUUUAUGUGAUUUCGUUUCAGUUCUUAAUACAGCUCGUUCGUACGGUUUAAAAACAACAGUACAUAUAGCUGAAACAGCUGAUCAAAGUGAAGAUUGGUGUAAAUUUCUUAGACUUCAUUUGCCAGAUCGACUGGGGCACGGAAUAUUUUUGACCAAUUCAGAUGCGAAUUCUGUUUUAGCAAGAGAAAUUGUUUUGAAAUCUCAAAUACCUUUAGAAUUAUGCUUGACAUCAAAUGUUAAGUCGAAAGCUAUUGAAAACUAUGAAUCUCAUCAUCUAAACUAUUGGAUGGACAAGAAACAUCCUAUUUGCAUUUGUACGGAUGAUAAAGGCCUAUUUAAUUGUACGCUAUCAGGCGAAUUUCAACUGUCUGUUGAACGUUGUUGUUUGAAUAAUGAACAAUUAUUUCAAAUCUUAAUGGACUCAGUGAAUAUGGCGUUUUGCACUGAAAACGUGAAAAAACAAUUGUCUCAUAAAAUCAGAGAAUAUUUCAAUAGUUUUAUAUUUGAUAAUUUAAACAAAAAAUAA
Molecule: messenger RNA, 1146 nt
Organism: Schistosoma guineensis
Lineage: Eukaryota; Metazoa; Platyhelminthes; Trematoda; Strigeidida; Schistosomatidae
Source: the annotation of a GenBank genome assembly